Molecule: messenger RNA, 1018 nt
Organism: Linderina pennispora
Lineage: Eukaryota; Fungi; Kickxellomycota; Kickxellomycetes; Kickxellales; Kickxellaceae
Exons: 1
Coding region: 300-836 (178 amino acids)
Source: RefSeq, a predicted model, not a curated record
ACAACAAACUGGUGGUGUGGAGGCACUUUUUCUGAGCUGGUCAGCAAUAGUUUCUCGGUCACAUCUACUUUCAAGAGUUCGGCACCAGCCUAGCUGUGGAUCUUUUGUGUGCGGCUCGCACCACUCGAAUAAUACCUUACUGACUGGGGUUUCGAUAACUGCGCCCAUGCUGAUGGCUCCACAGCAAGAGUGGGUUUAGUUUUCUAGAAUGCUCUCGGGCUGGUGUAAGGCAGGACAACCUGCUUUGUUUUAUUUAGGCCGUUGGCAGACCUUGGCCAUGUUGCCUAUGGAGGAGUAUAAUGUCUCCAAUAAGCGGUAUAACAAGUCUGCAGCGGAAUGUUUUGUGGGGAUAUGAGCGAUGUGCGCGUCAUGUGCGGUGCAACUCGGAAAAAGACACAACACCUCGCCAAGAGGCAACCAAUAACCAAACCAGCUUGAAGGGCUGCCUACUUCUGUCGGCACGUCAGUCGGGGCAAGAAGCUGCUUAUCUGUGCUAUACGUCGAAUUAUCUUGCUCGGCGCAAAUCGACAACAUUGCCACGAUAUGUCAGAAUUGUGCGUUGGAUGAGUAACGGUGCGACAAAAAUGUCUAAUGGCACCCUUCCCCAUGCUUCCCACCACUGGACUGAAAUUUGCUGCACCGAUCCAUCGAAAAAAGUUUUUUUGAGAAUCGGUACAACCUCAAGUCAAGGCGACAGUACUUUCGCUUUGUUUACGUUUUUCAUGCGGGCCUCAAUAGUACAUCACCCCCAUGCCCCCGAUAGCAUAUUCCAACCGCCGGAACUCAGACUGAAAAGGAACAGGCCCAUGGAGCGAAACACCAGGAGAGAAGAAUAGAUCGGGAUGGUUGGGAUAGUAUGAGCCAAGUGUGCGUGGCAUGCAAUGGAUCGGGGGAGACCCUGGCAGGGAGCUGAAUAUGGCGAUGCUAAAGCUGAGCUGGUACAAAACAAAAAUCACAACAAACCUGGUGGGAGCCGAGCGCCAGGAAGGGCGGGAUGUUUGUCUGUGGUACACUGGGC